AUGGCUGCAGAGACACGUGUUCGACACAAGAUGGCGCCUAUGAGGAGACUCUCGUUCAAGAAUGAAAAAGAGAGACUUGUGUGUGUGUGGCAGCUGACAGGGGGCGUGAUCCUGGGCGUGGCCCUGUGGUUGAGACAUGACCCCAAGACGAGCAACCUGCUGGAGCUGGAGUUUGAAGGAGCUCAAGCUCCCAGCACCUUCUACAUCAGUGUUCACAUCCUGAUUGCGGUCGGUGCAGUGAUGAUGGUCGUCGGUUUCCUUGGUUGUUAUGGUGCCAUCCAGGAGUCGCAGUGUCUGCUGGGAACUUUCUUCGCCUGUCUCGUCAUCCUGUUUGCCUGUGAAGUUGCUGCAGGGAUCUGGGGCUUCAUGCACAAAGACACUGUGUCGAAGGAGAUGAUCAACUUCUACGAUUCUGUGUACGACAAAGGAAUGACGGACAGUCUCUCCAUGGACAAGAACAAGGAACAAGCUGCUGCCACUGUGCUCAAGGUGUUCCACGAGACGCUGAGCUGCUGUGGUAAAGGUCAGGGAACGGCCAUUCUGACCAGCAUCACUGACAGACUCGGAAUAACGGACAUCUGCCCCAAAAACCACCUCCAGACCAGUUGCCACCAGAGGAUCGAGGAGCUCUUCUCGGACAAGAUCUACCUGAUCGGUAUCGCCGCCCUGGUGGUUGCUGUAAUCAUGAUCUUUGAGAUGAUCUUCAGUAUGGUUUUGUGCUGCGGGAUCCGUAACAGCCCCGUCUACUAAAGAUCACGGUGGACGGACGGACGAUGACGACUCUGCCGUCUGUCUCUCUCUCUCUCUCUCUUUUCUCCGCCUACAUUCUUAUUUACUGCUUGCUGGAUUUCGUCGACUCGCGGAGAAGACGACGUAUAAAACCUCUCUGUUUUUUUUAUGAUUCUUUUCAAACCUGCUCCUCGGUUCUGUCGCAGUCGCCUCACUUUAAACCUGUGAGCCGCAGCCCCCUGGUGGACCCUGAAGGUGCUGCAGGUGACCUGGAAGAGUUGAGGUUUGUGUGGCUGUGGGAGGUAGCGCCCCCUGCUGCUGAGAACACACAGGUUUUAGCCUCUCAAAGACUCAGCUGAUCUAAUCAUUUUAUGAGUUGUAGCUUUUUUAAGGCUAAAAUCUGUCUUUAUCUUCUUCAGACACACUUAACUUAAGUAAACCUUUAAAGUGAAAUCAGUGGAAACAUUAAAACUUUUAAAAAGUACAAAUAUUAUUUUUAACAGUUUGUAGAUCUGGUGUCGCAGGAUUUAUCAUCUCCUCACGUUCACAUGGGAACUUUGUUUUUCACCCGUGUGUGUGUGUGUGUGAGAUCCAUCAGCUGUUUAUUGUUUACUUGUUUUCGCCUCGUUCUUCUAUUCUUUGAUGUUUUGAUGACGUCACUGUUAUGAACGUAUGAACUGUAUAUAAAUAUAUAUAUGAAUAUUAACAGUGCUUUAUGACUGCAUGAGCAUGGACAUUAGACUGUUUCCUUCCUGUUCAUCUGAAGCACACACGUCAGUCACAUGACCCGGUCCACACCACUCUCACCUCAUGAGGCUUAAAGUGACGCCAUUGUGAUUAGUUUAGCUUAGCUUAGCUUGGUCAAAAUCCUGGGUAGAAGUCAUGACGACAUGUUGCUCUGCUAAAAGAGGCAGAUGAGGUUUUUAGAUGUGUGGUUGUGUGAGGCGCUGUGAGCGCCCCCUGCUGCUGAGAACCAGACACACACACAUACUCAGUGAAAACAUGAUGUUAUUCACUUUAAAGACUCAGUCCGUGAUCUCUGCGUCACAUGAUCACGACUUUAUCUCACUGAAGUCUGUAAACCACACACACACAAGAUCAAAGUACAAAUGUCUUCUUUUGUCUCUUCACUGUUUGAAAUGUAACGUUCAGAUUAACGUCAGUGACACAGCGUGACCACACGAGGCAGCAGAGGACCAGCAGCUCCUGUGUGUGUGUGUGUGUGAGUGGCGUACAGGCGUCUGUGUAACAGUGAGAUAAAGACGUGAUAAUGUGAUGUCGUUUUUUUCCUUGUGUCUCUGUGGACAGAUGUGUCUCCACCUGAGUGUGCUGUUGUUUGUUUUUCAUGAGCUCAUUACAAAUAUGUGUCACUGCUUCAUUCAUUCAUUCAUCCUUUCAUCUGAUUCUAAUGUAACCUUUGAAAACUAAACCUUUGUCUCGUUCACAUCUCAAACAUAAAAGUGAGAAACGAUUUUUACUAACGAAAAAUAAUGAAGGCUGUAAAAAGACCACAACGUCUCUGUGUCUCUGUGUCUCUGUGUCUGGUACGAGUUUGGAGGGUGACAGGGUGAGGACGCAGGGGGCAGAGUCCACUCACACUGACUCACACCUGAGACCUGGUCUCAGGACCAGGAACCAGAACAAACAGAUGCUCAUGAGUCCUCUGUCCUCUGUCCUCUCUGCCCCUGUAGACUUUGGUUUGCCCAAAUAUCAAGGGAUUAAAUGUCUUUUCCAAAUAAAA
Messenger RNA from Solea senegalensis (Senegalese sole), 2470 nucleotides. Its product is annotated as CD81 antigen-like. Gene Ontology annotation, cellular component: membrane. Lineage: Eukaryota; Metazoa; Chordata; Actinopteri; Pleuronectiformes; Soleidae. The record is from RefSeq and is a predicted model, not a curated record. The transcript is spliced from 8 exons. Bases 1 to 750 code for a protein of 249 amino acids.